This is a messenger RNA of Aspergillus calidoustus, 1546 nucleotides long. The record is from the annotation of a GenBank genome assembly. NCBI's taxonomy places the organism in Eukaryota, Fungi, Ascomycota, Eurotiomycetes, Eurotiales, Aspergillaceae.
AUGAAAGGCGCCUACCAAGAAAACCCCAGUCUCGACAUGAUAUUAUCUUCGUUCUUCUUGCAUAUUCACUCGGCCAAUCGAGGCCAGAUAUUCAAAGCCACUUUGCUUCUCCGCGAAGCCAUUACGAUGGCACAGCUACUGGGAUUAGACCAGGCUGGCCACUAUGCUGGCCGAUCUGCUACUGAAGCGCAGGAUCGGCUUCGAAUCAUCUGGCUACUUCACAUCACAGAAAGGGGCCAUGCAACGCGCUUCGAUCUCCAGUGUAUCCUUCAUCUUGAUUCACGCCUGCCAGCACUGCACGCAGAUGAAAACCCGUUCGACUUGCUGCCCUUUUUAGGCAUGGUUCAGCUCUUCCAAACAUUCGGCACUGCCAUAAAUAGCUUUGAAUUGCAUGAUGAGUGCCAUCUCCUCCCAGCCAUGGAUAUGGAAAUCCAGCAAAUACCGCAAUUACUGGACCAUUCUCCCGACUCUCAACUGGUCGACUUUCUCAUCACGAAACAGUGGAUGAGGCUGAUUCUAUGGAGGCGAGCUAUGUUCCAUGUGGAGCUAUCACUUAAUAUGGCUGCCGAGAGCCUCAGCGUAUUCUUCCCCGAGCAGCUUGCGCAGAAAGUGGUCGCGCAUAUUAGCACUUUUCCACGAGGGGUUGUCGGGUCUCAUGGUCUAGGAAUGCAGAUGAAACUUGCAGAUAUCGCAAUAUCCCUUGCGGAUGUCCUGUCUUGUAGAUCCGGCAAUUCCGAAUCGCAUGAAUAUAUGCGGGUUGGGUCCAGAGACCUCCUACAUUACCUAGCCGCAUUCCUGACGUCUAUUCCAAACAGCGUGAGCCUCUGACUUGGCCUAUUACAAGAAAAGAUGGCUCGAACCGGCUGGGUACUCCCCUUAGCACACAGGGUUUUGCCUACGGGAGAAGUUUGGGCCGAGGAGCGGAACACAUAAAACAGCCGAACGGUUGCCCCAUGUACCACGUGGUAACCCAUGAUAAAAGUGACACGGUUCAGAUCACCCACCGAGCUACAUAGGCUAUAGACAAGAUAUAUUGAAUUCUGACGACCAGUCUCAAGGGCUGGGCCACUCUGGGCUGGCAAACUCGGCGAAAUGAAGUUGUCCGGUUCAUCUAUCUUGACGAAUACUCCGUGCUGUUGGAAAAGAAAACCAUGACGGCGAAGGUGGUGAUAGAGAACCCGACGCCCAUAACCUUCGGCAUCGCCAAUUCCAAGCUCCUCGGUCAAGAGAGCCUUGAUUUCAUGCCGCUGCUGCUGCUGAAGUGGGCAGUCUGUACGACGCUGAAUUCCAAGCUGUUUCGUAACCUUUUAAGUGUAGGCCCAGGGACCUGGAAUCCCUCCUUCUGUAGCACUCUGAGUGUUUCUUUAAGAGAUAAGCCGGCCUUGGUAAAUAGCGUGAGAAUGCGAGCGUGCAAAGCUUUAUUUUGGCUGGGUAGUUCGCGCCGCAGGCCCCAGGAAGAAAGGCGAGUUUUGAGCGUGCGAAGUGAGAUAUUAAUACCAUGGUUUGUAUGAUGGUCUGGAUAGUACCAAUAGGUGCAUUCUGAGAA